Colletotrichum karsti is the source of this 2325-nucleotide messenger RNA. Its product is annotated as fungal specific transcription factor. The record is from RefSeq and is a predicted model, not a curated record. The transcript is spliced from 5 exons. Gene Ontology annotation, molecular function: RNA polymerase II cis-regulatory region sequence-specific DNA binding; DNA-binding transcription factor activity, RNA polymerase II-specific; zinc ion binding. Gene Ontology annotation, biological process: DNA-templated transcription; positive regulation of transcription from RNA polymerase II promoter by galactose. The coding region runs from base 1 to 2325 and encodes 774 amino acids. Gene Ontology annotation, cellular component: nucleus. NCBI's taxonomy places the organism in Eukaryota, Fungi, Ascomycota, Sordariomycetes, Glomerellales, Glomerellaceae.
AUGGGCCCGGACCCUGACGCGACGGCGGAGGCCGCGACGCCGCAGUCGACCCGCGCCGGGUCCGCUUCGGCGCAGAAGCGCGCCGCGCCCGCGACCGGCGACGGACAGCGCUCGAAGAGAGCCAAGUACACGCCCGUCGCAUGCAACGAGUGUAAGAAGCGGAAACUCAAGUGCAUCAAGGAAGAUCACCAGACCAUCUGCCGGCGAUGUCUCUCCAACGGCGCCGAGUGCGUCUUCGUGCCCGGACCGCAGCAGACGCCGUUGAAAGACAAGGACAGAGACGGCACGCAUGAGAGAGACGAUCUCAUUCCAUCUCAGCACAAGAACCUCAGCGACGAGGUAGCCGCCCUCCGUGAACAGGUCGCCACCCUCACAUCCUCCCUCCGCGAACUCACCGGCAAGGUCGCGCACAUCAACACGCGCUCCCCCGCCGCCCUCGGCGGCCCGCAGCACCCGAGCCCGCUCUACACCAGCGAGUCCAACCGACGGCCCAGCGAGCCGCGGGAGCCGCAGUUCGUCGGCCCGACGCGGUCGGCCUUCAGCCUGCGCAUCGCCGAGACCUCGCUCACCCGCAUGCGCAUCCAGACGGGCGACGAGGAGCCCGCGAGCAGGUCCGCGUCGCCGGCCGCGUCGCCGCAGAGGGCGUCGUCCGUGGCAUCCUCCUCGGACGAUCACGGCUCGUCCUCGUCGGGGCGGAGGAAGAACUUGGAUUGUCUGCUGACGCUGGACUUUGACGAGGUCGUGCGGUUGUUGGAUGUGUACGCGGAGGAGGUCGAGUCCGUGUACCCCUUCACGAACAUCAAGGACGUGUCGGCGAGUCUGCCGCGGAUCCUGUACUUUGCCCGGCACGGGCAGAAUCCGCCGCCCGCGGACGGUCCGGGGGUGCCGCCGGAGGAGCGGACGAAGAUCGAGGAGAAGGACGUGCAGAUUGCGAAGGUGGCGGUCGCGAUAUCGAUCGUCAUGGAGGCGCAGGGGCAGAACGCGAUCAGUACGAAGCUCAUCGACGCCGUGGAGCCGGUCGUGUGUCGGGUCUCGGGGGAGGCGUUUAUUGAUUUGAAAGAGCUGCAAAUCAUGACGAUGCUGAGUCUCUAUUGGUUUCACUGCGGCGAGGAGUUGCUGGCUUGGAGAGCCAUUGGUAUCUCCGGCCGGGAGUGCCUCGAGAUCGGGCUGCAUCGCCGCGCCAUACUUCUUGAUAACUUCAAGGAUCCCAAAAGCCGGGACUUGGCGGUCCGUUGCUUCUGGUGCGUCUACGUCUUGGACCGACGGUGGAGUUUCGGGACCAGCCUGUCGUUUGGUCUCAUUGACAGGGACAUCGAUCCCGAGUUGCCUGAACCCGGAGAGAACUACCCGUACCUGAGAUGUAUGGUAUCGUACGGAAGGCUCUGUUCCAAGGUCUGGGAGGCACUACCGCCGUUUGAAUCACCAUCCCAAUUCAUCCCCAAAGACACCGUCGCUUUUCUGGACUUCAUGACACAGAACUGGUUGAACUCCAUCCCCGAAGACCUCCAAAUACGCCACCCGCGGCUCGGCCUGGCGCCAAGGACACAACCGAGGAGCAUGCACCGCCUCCGGUCGCUCCUCUACCUGCGCGGCAACCACAUGCGCACGCUCAUCCACCGACACCACGUCCUGAGCACCGCGAGCAUUCGCGAAGACAUGCAGAGCGCUCGCCUCGUAACCGAGAUCGCCCUCGACACGAUCCAGGUCCUGGUCCACCUCAACGACACGAGCGACAUCUACGCGCGGCAGCAGCACGCCUUCAACUACUUCCUCAUGAGCGCCCUGGCGGUGAUCCUCCUCGCGGUGUGCCACGCGCCGGGCGUCUUCACCGAGCCGUGCAAGGAGAACUUCCUCAAGGCCGUGCAGCUGAUCAAGAGCUUCUCGCGGCACGGGCACGCCAGCCGCAGGCUCUGGAAGACCAUCCGCGGCCUGCUCCCGGGCAUCAAGUCGCUCGGCCUGCGCAGCGACCCGGAGAAGACGGACGCGCCGCACGCGGGGGCCGACGGUGCGGAGCAGAGCGCGGCCGAGGCGCGGUCGGACGGCGGCGGCGGCGCGCAUCAGAAUGCGGGCGUCGGCGAGAGGGAUGAGAGGAGGGUGGACGCGGCGUGGGAGGCGUAUGAGACCACUCCGCAGACGAACAGCUCGAUACCGGAUAUGUUUAACAUGGGGAACGAUCUGAUGAAUCUGUUUGACGCGUUCGGGCAUGCGAAUGCUGGGCAGCCUGCGCCUCCGGACUUUCCGGUUGGGUUCUUUGGGGUGAAUGAGCAGGGCAUGUCGUUGGGGGAUCCGGAAGAGAUAUCACGGCGCUUUCAGGGAUUGAUUUAG